UUGUACAACGCGACGGCGACGACGACGACAACGUGGACGCCAUGGAAUCGCUGCUCUGUAAUGCCAGUGAGCCUCCAUUAAAGCCCGAGGCACGGGUAUCGUCGUCCGGGGGAGAGUUACAGUUUCUGGGAUGGAAUGUGCCACCGGAUCAGAUUCAAUAUAUACCAGAGCAUUGGCUAACCCAAUUGGAGCCACCGGCAUCGAUGCACUAUAUGCUAGGAGUAUUCUAUAUCUUCCUGUUUUGCGCAUCGACAGUUGGCAAUGGCAUGGUCAUUUGGAUAUUCAGUACAUCGAAAUCGCUGCGCACACCAUCGAAUAUGUUUGUCCUUAAUUUGGCUGUCUUUGAUCUGAUCAUGUGCCUCAAGGCUCCGAUAUUCAUCUACAAUAGCUUUCAUCGGGGCUUCGCUUUGGGUAAUACAUGGUGUCAGCUAUUUGCUGCCAUUGGUUCCUAUUCGGGCAUAGGUGCUGGUAUGACCAAUGCGGCCAUUGGAUACGAUCGGUUCAAUGUUAUCACAAAGCCCAUGAAUCGGAAUAUGACCUUCACCAAGGCCGUCAUUAUGAACAUUAUAAUCUGGCUUUACUGCACUCCAUGGGUUGUGUUGCCCCUGACGCAAUUCUGGGAUCGAUUUGUACCAGAGGGCUAUCUAACCUCCUGUUCAUUUGACUAUCUAUCGGAUAAUUUUGAUACACGCCUCUUUGUGGCUACUAUCUUCUUCUUCAGCUUUGUCUGUCCCACUUUGAUGAUUUUGUAUUAUUACAGUCAGAUAGUGGGUCAUGUCUUUAGCCAUGAGAAGGCCCUUCGUGAUCAGGCAAAGAAAAUGAAUGUAGAAUCGCUUCGCUCCAAUGUCGAUAAGAGUAAGGAGACGGCCGAAAUACGCAUAGCCAAGGCAGCUAUCACAAUUUGUUUCCUUUUCUUUGUAUCCUGGACUCCAUAUGGUGUUAUGUCCCUAAUCGGAGCCUUUGGCGACAAAAGUCUUUUGACUCCAGGAGCAACUAUGAUACCAGCCUGCACUUGCAAAUUGGUGGCCUGCAUAGAUCCAUUCGUAUAUGCCAUAAGUCAUCCAAGGUACCGCAUGGAAUUGCAAAAACGGUGCCCUUGGCUAGCGAUCAAUGAAAAGAGUGGAGAAGCCUCUUCCGCCCAAUCCACAACGACCCAGGAGCAGCAGCAAACAACUGCGGCCUAAGAUGACCAACGACAAAUCAAUGAACUGACUAAAAGGAAUUGUAACAAAAUGACUAGGAAGCUGUAUAAACCAAAUGAACUAUCAAUCAAAUAUGCAUUACCUUUUUAAUUUGUAGAGCAAUGGCAUUCUGAUUUUUUAAAUAUAGCUAAACAUUAUGGCAAAUGAAA
Messenger RNA from Drosophila willistoni, 1351 nucleotides. Its product is annotated as opsin Rh4. Lineage: Eukaryota; Metazoa; Arthropoda; Insecta; Diptera; Drosophilidae. The coding region runs from base 42 to 1184 and encodes 380 amino acids. Gene Ontology annotation, biological process: G protein-coupled receptor signaling pathway; visual perception. Gene Ontology annotation, molecular function: G protein-coupled receptor activity. The transcript is spliced from 2 exons. Gene Ontology annotation, cellular component: membrane. The record is from RefSeq and is a predicted model, not a curated record.